Molecule: messenger RNA, 1097 nt
Organism: Nipponia nippon (crested ibis)
Lineage: Eukaryota; Metazoa; Chordata; Aves; Pelecaniformes; Threskiornithidae
Gene: WNT3A
Product: Wnt family member 3A
Biological process (GO): multicellular organism development; canonical Wnt signaling pathway; cell fate commitment
Cellular component (GO): extracellular region
Molecular function (GO): cytokine activity; frizzled binding
Source: RefSeq, a predicted model, not a curated record
GGAUUAAAAAAGAAAGACAACUUUUCAUCAAUGGCCUCUUUUGGAUAUUUCCUGUUUCUUUGUGGGUUGAGUCAGGCUCUGUCAAGUUACCCAAUCUGGUGGUCCUUGGCAAUUGGUCACCAGUAUUCCUCCCUGGGGACUCAGCCCAUCCUCUGUGGGAGCAUCCCGGGACUGGUACCCAAGCAGCUACGCUUCUGUCGGAACUAUGUGGAGAUCAUGCCCAGCGUAGCAGAAGGGGUGAAGAUUGGGAUCCAGGAGUGCCAACACCAAUUUCGAGGGAGAAGGUGGAACUGCACAACCGUUAAUGACAGCUUAGCCAUCUUCGGGCCCGUGCUAGAUAAAGCUACCAGGGAAUCGGCCUUUGUGCAUGCCAUUGCCUCUGCUGGAGUGGCUUUCGCAGUGACCAGAUCCUGUGCCGAAGGCUCAGCCACCAUCUGCGGCUGUGACACCCGCCACAAGGGCUCUCCUGGGGAAGGCUGGAAAUGGGGGGGCUGCAGCGAGGACGUGGAGUUUGGGAGCAUGGUGUCUCGGGAGUUUGCAGACGCCCGAGAGAACAGACCAGACGCUCGGUCUGCCAUGAACAGGCACAACAACGAAGCUGGAAGGACCUCUAUUAUAGAACUCAUGCAUCUUAAGUGCAAAUGUCACGGCCUCUCAGGCAGCUGUGAAGUGAAGACCUGCUGGUGGUCUCAGCCAGACUUCAGGGUCAUCGGUGACUACCUCAAGGACAAGUAUGAUAGCGCUUCUGAAAUGGUGGUGGAAAAACAUCGAGAAUCCCGUGGCUGGGUUGAGACCCUCAGGCCCAAAUACAACUUCUUCAAGGCUCCAACUGAGAAGGACCUGGUUUACUACGAGAACUCACCAAACUUUUGUGAGCCCAACCCUGAGACAGGUUCCUUUGGGACCCGUGACAGGAUCUGUAAUGUCACUUCCCACGGGAUUGAUGGUUGCGAUCUUUUGUGCUGCGGCCGUGGGCACAACACAAGGACUGAAAAACGGAAGGAGAAAUGUCACUGUAUCUUCCACUGGUGCUGCUACGUCCGCUGCCAAGAGUGCAUACGAGUUUAUGAUGUCCACACGUGCAAAUAAAGCAGGCA